Messenger RNA from Pelobates cultripes (western spadefoot toad), 368 nucleotides. NCBI's taxonomy places the organism in Eukaryota, Metazoa, Chordata, Amphibia, Anura, Pelobatidae. The record is from the annotation of a GenBank genome assembly.
AUGCCCAUGAUCCAGCACAACUGGAAACCACGUACCGGCAAUGGGUUACCGGAGUACAAGCUACUACCGAUGAAGCUCUUAAUGACUUAACGGUCCUGGAGCAGUUCUUACAGACCCGGAGCCCUAAUGUACGAGAGUUGAUUUUGGAAAGAAAGCCAAAAAACGCUAGGGAUGCCGCAGAACUUGCUGAUGAUUAUGCCGACAUCCAUGCAUUCACAUCCAGGCAUGGAAUUAUGUCAGCUGCUACUUCAACCUGGAGAAGGGCUACAGUUCAAGCAGCACCCACAAGAUCUGCAAUGAGAAGUUCACCACCGACUGCCAACUUAGCAGGGGAUAUGUCAAGUGAGUCACAUGCCCGGUGUGGUUAG